Messenger RNA from Hemicordylus capensis (graceful crag lizard), 2507 nucleotides. RefSeq names its product protein SREK1IP1-like. Bases 126 to 374 code for a protein of 82 amino acids. Lineage: Eukaryota; Metazoa; Chordata; Lepidosauria; Squamata; Cordylidae. The transcript is spliced from 2 exons. The record is from RefSeq and is a predicted model, not a curated record.
UUGAACCUAGAUGGUCUUACCAGAACAGCUCCAUCCCUUAAAGGGAAUAUCUUUCAGUGCUCACACAUCAAUUCUCCCAUUCAUAUGCAACCAGGGUGGACGUUGCUUAGCUAAGGGGACAAGUCAUGCUUGCUACCACAAGACCAGCUCUCCUCCAGAAGGAGAAGAAGGAGAAGGAGAAGGAGAAGGAGAAGGAGAAGGAGAAGAAGAAGAAGAAGAAGAAGAAGAAGAAGAAGAAGAAGAAGAAGAAGAAGAAGAAGAAGAAGAAGAAGAAGAAGAAAAGAAAGAAAUGCCCUCUGCCCUCUUUGCUAGCUCGCAGGCUGGAGCCAGAUGCAUUUCCCACGGCCGGCCUGCUUUGCACAGCAAUCUGUUGAGGAGGCAGAGUCUUCGGCAGAAAGGGCGUGUUCAGCAGGUGUGCGAGGCCGCACGAUAGUUCCCUGGCACGCAAGGACGAACCCUGAUACCCAGCAGCCAGGAGGCACAGUAUCUCACCCUGCUGCCUGGCACAGGCAGAUGUUUUGAUGCCAGCCUUAGUUGUCACGCACAUGCCGGUGUUGAUGCAUUUAUGGAGAAGCUGUGCGUGUGGUGGGGGAAUUUGCCUGUGGUUGCUUGGGCAUGGCUUCCAUCCACAUGCAUUCAUGUGUGUCCCUGUGUUCUCACAGCCCCGGCUUUAAGGAUUGCAGCUGCCUUGCCACAGAAUCAGGUUCCUCCAUGAUAAACAUAAAGAGUUACAGAAUCCCUGGGGCCUUGAAGGUCAUCCAGUCCAACCCCCUGCUUGAUGCCGGAAAUCCAGCACUCGAGCAUCCCUAAUUGCUGUCCAGUCUCCGCCCAUGAAUUUGUCGAAGCCUCUUUCGAAGCCAUCCAAGCAUGUGGUGAAAGCCACUAGCUUCGAUGGCUUUUUGAGAGCCAGCGUGGUGUAGUGGUUAGAGUGCUGGACUAGGACCGGGGAGACCUGAGUUCAAAUCCCCAUUCAGCCAUGAAACUAGCUGGGUGACUCUGGGCCAGUCACUUCUCUCUCAGCCUAACCUACUUCACAGGGUUGUUGUGAAAGAGAAACUCAAGUAUGUAGUACACCGCUCUGGGCUCCUUGGAAGAAGAGCGGGAUAUAAAUGUAAUAAUAAUAAUAAUAAUACUAAUAAAUUUAAAAGGGGCUUUGACAAAAUUAUGGAGGCUACUAAUCAGCCGGCUGUGGAGGGCAAGCAGCUGCCACCAGGCUGGUCGGCCGUGGUGCAGAAGUGCACCAGGCCGGCAGGCGGCCAUGGAGAAGCAGUGGCCGCCAGGGGUGGGUUGGCAUGGAAGUGCCAGCCAGGCCGGUGAGGGAAACCGCCGUCGGUGGGCAGGGAGGAAAGUGCCACCAGGCCAGCUGAAGGGAGGGAAAGGAAAGCAGAACGGGGACUGGGGCUGAAGGGAGGAGGGGAAAUGAAGAUGGGGAGGAGAGACAGAGAACUAGGGGCGCAGAUGCUUCGGGACAGCUAGUUUUUAUUGAUUGAUUUUAUUUUAUUGAUUGAUUUUAUUGGUUUUAUUGAUUGAUUGAGGCACUUCACAUGGGUGGUGUGAAGCGCCUCGUGGUGGUUUGCGGGGAGAGUGGGUUUAGCCCGCUCUCCCCGCAGACAAUCAAACACGUAGUCCUGACCUGCCCACGCAACUGCUGGCUCUGUCACAGAGCCGGUGGGGGCUGCGGGGAUUGGGGGUCACUCAGCCCCCGGAAGUCCCAGGAUGCAAGUGCAUGGGGCAUUCGGGGGGGGGGGACCCCAGAACCCGGAGGCUGCUUGUAGCCUCCCUGCUGGGAGUCUACUCAUGUGUUGCUGAGCUCCGUGGCGGCACAAGAGCAAAUAAAUGCGGUUAGCGGAGCGUUCGUCACGUGACGUCACGGGCGUGCGGCAAUCACACCUGUGCAGGCACGUCUAGCAGUUGCUUAAAGAUGCUGGCCCAGAUGGAUGGGGGCACUGUCUCUCCUGCUCCCACCCCACCACCGCCAGUGGGGGGGAGAGGGAAAAGGACUGCUCUGCUCCCUCCCUCAGCCCCCCCCCCCCCCGGUCCCGGUAAGACUUUUUUUUAAAAGCGGAGCUUUGGCGGGGUGGGCACAGGGUGGCUCAGUGGCUGGAGGACCCUGGCCAUUUGGAGGUUCCCCCGGACCUUGGAGGACCGGACCGGGUCCCAAAGGUCCUGGGAUUAGUGCGCCUCUGCUCGUAUUUCAUGCUUUUGCCAUUUGAUUACACUCUUUUAUAAUCAACUUUUAUCAUAAUAUGUACAAUCAUAUUUUACAACUAUUUUAAUAUAAUUAAUUAUUAUAGAAUAUACUUUAAUGAUGCCACAGUUUUCAUAUGUCUUAGGUCUUAUACCCUGCAGCUGUAGAGUUCAUACAUUUAUAAUUUUGUAUAGUGUAAUAGUUCGAUAGUUUUAUAGUUUACUCCUGAUUUUAAAUAAUAAAUAACGUAAUAAUAAUUUUAGGCUACCAUGACAUGUACCUUCUUGCCUUCAUUUUAUGCUUGUCUAAGACCGUAAUA